Messenger RNA from Neoarthrinium moseri, 693 nucleotides. RefSeq lists its product as uncharacterized. The transcript has a single exon. The record is from RefSeq and is a predicted model, not a curated record. Lineage: Eukaryota; Fungi; Ascomycota; Sordariomycetes; Amphisphaeriales; Apiosporaceae. Bases 1 to 693 code for a protein of 230 amino acids.
AUGCACAUGGCACCGCGGGACUCCCGAGAUGAAGAUCUCAUGAUCCAAAUGAUUUCUACGGCAGACCCAGCGCCACCGGCCGAUGAUCCCCUAGAUGAUGUUUUCGGGUCAGACGCUGGUUCCCCCGCAUUCGAGUCGGAGGACCGUCCGGAGGCCAGAGAGUCACACCCAUCGGAUGUACGACGACUGCAAACGGAACACGCCACUUCCGGGUAUCGCGAAGGCAUUGCUGCAGCCAAAGCUAAGAGCAUCCAGGCGGGGUUCGAUGAAGGCUUUAGCCUGGGAGCCAAUGUUGGUCUGAAGGCAGGGCAGGUGAUAGGUUUCCUGGAGGGGAUAACCGAUGCCUUGCGCGCCGGCAACGACGAUGACUUCUUGCAUGCCCAACAAUUGCUUGAAGAUGCUCGAAAGGACCUGAGCACGGAGGGGAUCUUCAACGAGAGAUAUUGGGAAACCGAUGGCACGUGGAAAUAUGAACUUCAAGCCCACCGGCCAGAAAGCGACAUUCUCUUCGAAGACGUGGCAGCCGCCCACCCAUUGAUCGUAAAGUGGAAUGGUAUCAUUGAUAUUCAACUUGCCAAGUGGGCUAUUCAUCGCCAAAUUCUAGAUCUUAUUCCGGAAACACAUACGCCUGCUGUAUUGGAGAAAAAAGAGGUCAAGAUUGAACAGCAGCCACGGGAGAAAUUGGACUGGUGA